Nomia melanderi (Alkali bee) is the source of this 1769-nucleotide messenger RNA. The record is from RefSeq and is a predicted model, not a curated record. NCBI's taxonomy places the organism in Eukaryota, Metazoa, Arthropoda, Insecta, Hymenoptera, Halictidae.
AUGCAUCAAAUUUGGAGAAAAUGGAUCAUCAAACGGACGACGUUACUAAAGUUUAAAAGAAUGAGCAGCAAUAAUAAUUUCGGAGGACAGCGACACGUAUUGACGACGAGCAGAACAAAAGGUAGUCCCAGUACGAGUACAAAUUUGAAGGAAGCCCUAUGGGAAAAAAUACCCAUUCAUUAUGAUCUACUAAGGAAUUUUCGUGAGCAGCAUGGAUCCUCCGUGGUCAGUCAUGUUACCGUGGAAAAUAUAUAUCAGGGACUAAAUGGUGUGAAAACUAUGGUCAGAGAAACAUCAGAAACGGAUCCAAAACAUGGCAUUAAGUACAGAGGAUUGACACUGCCAGAAGUUGUCACCCUCCUACCUCGUCAAGGGAAGUCACCGAGCGCGGAAUCUGUAUUUUGGUUAUUACUUACCGGUGACGUUCCGACGCAAGAACAAACGACUUCGUUAAUUACUGAUUGGACUAUACGACGUCAAAGAAGAAAAUACUGGUGGUCAGGGCCUGGAGGGGGGAUCGUUGGUUCUAUCCUUCAAACUCUUCCAAAAACAGUUACACCCUUGGGGAAAUUAUCAGUGGCCCUCACUGUCUUCGAUUCCAGCAAACACAUGAAAGAAGCUUUGAAAAAUCGAGCUUCGACUUACACGUAUUGGGAAUACACGUAUGAAGAUAGCAUGGAAUUACUUGCUACAUUACCCGCAAUAGUUGGUUUGAUUGCCAAAGAUGGGGGAUUGAACAAUGUCAAAGAAGAAGGUGACUGGGUACAAUUUCUAACGGAAUGUUUAAGUGACGCAUACGGGAUCACAGAAAAUCAGAAGAAGACAAUAGUAGACUUUCUUCGACUGUAUGUAACAUUAAAUGCAGACGACGAUGGAGGUAUUCCUGCUAUUCAUAUUACAGAAAUACUUGGCGCUACUCAAAUAGAUGUAAAUCAGGCAUUGUCUGCUGGUAUUUUAGCAUACACCGAUGAACCAAGGAGUGGUACCAUGUCACAAUACAUGGAAUUUCAAUCGAAAAUACAGGGACUUCUUGGCCGUGAAUCAAAAGAAGAAAACAUAAAGAAUUAUGUCACAUUGAUAGCUAAAGAUAAGCUAAUUGGUUGUAAGGAAACAGAAAUUUCUGAUCCACGAUACUCUGCACUAUUACAUUACACUAUGGAAAAUAUGCCUGACAAUUCUGAUGUGAAGUUGUCUCGAUCUAUUACACGAAUACUAACUACAAUGAUGAAAACGACUAAAGGAAGAACAUUUUAUCCGGAACAGACAACUAUUGCAGCACCGGUUUUUCAGGCUUACGGAUUAAAAGACAUGAAAUUUAAUCAAGUGUUAUUGUGCAUAUCAAGAGCACUAGGUGCAAUAGCAUCUAUUAUUUGGGCAAGAGCUGUUAAUGCACCAGUUGAGCAUCCAGCUUCAAAGAGCACGUAUAGCUACUUAGAAUCUAUUCAGGGGAUACAUCGAAACAGAAAACGCGGAAAACACAUCAAAGAUUCUCGAAAAUAAGUGUAUAACAUUUCAUUAAAUAUCCGAUUGUUUAUAUUACUCUAAUGAUUCUUGUUGCUGUUUACAGUUGCGUGUAAGUGAAAAUAUAUAGAAGUUUAUAUCUAUUGUAUUUUUUAUGUUUCUUUAGAAUUUCGUGUUUAUAGAUUCUUUAUAUAUGCUUAUCGUAAUAAAUAUAUCCUUGUCGUUUUUUAAAACAUAAACUAAUAUUUAUACUGCUUUCAUUAAUUAAAAUUUUAUUUCUUUCGAUAUUCGACCUACAAAAAAAUAAU